AAAUCAAAACAAACUUGAACGUCUGGUGGGGUAUCUGCAGGAGCAUUGUUCUUGCGUGCCUAUCGGAUUGAGUGAACUGUGAUUCACGUUAACCGUGUUGGUGGGGUGUGAACGAUAGUGCAGGAGAUGCAUGGAGCGUCAACACGACCAUGUCCCUGCAUUCCUUAGGAUGUGGCGUCAGUGACGUGCUCCCUCUGACACACAUGUGAACGCCAUUCGGACGCUGACACGAACCUACCAGAAGUGUAAUUUGCCCGUCAAAUCUGCCCCUUUUCUCCGAGACCCGGAACUCCGAGUUUUGCUGUGUAUCGCGCGAGUGUGAUUAGCGGACAAGGACGCCUCCGACUUCCCCGAUGAACUUACUGGCUGGCCCGGCAUGAGCCCUCCCAGGAAAAGUUGCGCUCGAGCCGGCCUGCACCGCAGCCCUUUCGGGAUGCGUGGAUGGUGGUACUCCCUCUGCCUCACCGUGUUGUUCGCUUUCUCGGAGACAGCGGCGGAGUUUCUCCUAUCCUCGGAAUACACCACUUCAGACUCAUCAAGACAUCUCUCGCCCUCGGCCAUGCUGACACCGGCAGUUCGGCAGACGACAAUGACCGCCACCGAACGCGGGGACGACGCCACGGCCGAGGUCAUUCGACAGCGCAAGGCUGUGGCUGACGAGAGCGAUGCCAAGAUCAGCGACGACCUUUGGCCUCCCACGAGUCGCCUGUUCCCGUCCUUCGACAACAGCACGGAGCGCAAUGUCACCUCGCAACUCGGCCAGACAGCCUACCUGCACUGCAUCGUCAACAACCUCGGCGACAAGACGGUUCUGUGGAUACGCAGGCGGGACUACAACGUACUCACUGUGGGUCUCGACACGUACACGGCUGACGAUCGCUUUCAGGCGGUUCACCUGGAACGAUCGUCUGACUGGGCCUUGCAGGUGCGCUACGUGCAGCUAUCGGAUCAGGGUCUCUACGAAUGCCAAGUCUCUUCAGACCCGAAGAUCAGCUACUUCGUUAACCUCACCGUACUAGUGGCAAAAGCGGUCAUCGAAGGAGGUCCGGACCUCUUCAUUCGCACGGGGAGCUCCAUCAACCUGACAUGCGAGAUAAGCCGAAGCCCUGAGCCACCGCAUUUUGUCUUCUGGUACCACAACGAUCGCAUGAUCAACUACGUGUCGGCCAAGGGAGAGAUCACGCUGCACAAAGGUGGACCAGACAGAACCAUUAGCCGACUUUAUAUCCGCAAGGCAGUCUCACUUGACUCAGGAAACUACACCUGUGACCCGGCCAACGCCGAGCCUGUGUCCAUCAGCGUCCAUGUCGUGAACGGCGAGAAGCCAGCGGCAAUGCAGCAUGACGGGAAGCCCCUUUCGUCCUCGAGCCCUCCGGAAGUGGCGACGGUGCUCACCGAAUUCGGUGUUCUUCUCGCCCUUUGUCUGGCGACUGCGUGUGCCAGGCUGAGGUAACAGAGUUUGGGCCCUGCUUGCACACAAAACGUCGAAGCUGCUGCGUCGACGGUGCGCUAAACAAUCGUCCACUAAGGCUUGUUCUUGUGAAUAGAACACUGCGACCCUCUGAAUCGAAAUCCACGGAGAAAACACGGAUGACUCCAUAGAGAGGGCUGCCCGCCAGAUGACAUUGUCAACAAGCCGAACGAGAGACUCGCGAGAAACGCUCGUGCACAUCGUUCAUCGCCGAUGCCGUUUUUUUUUUCGCAUUCAGUUUCUCUCUGGUCAAUUUUAUGUGUUUUCGUUUCCCGUUCAUUGACGACUUUUCAUUGGACCUUGCUGCGAUUGUGCACAAGACUCAAAUGACUGUUCGUGAUACUCGAUGUAUGUUCCAUAGAAUUUCAGCUUGAGAGCUGUAUUAGUGUAUAAUAGAGAACAAAACUACGUAGAAGAGGCUAACCAAUGCAUACGACAAGAAAAACGUGAUGACGCGAGGUGGCGAUUGAGUGA
Rhipicephalus microplus (southern cattle tick) is the source of this 1945-nucleotide messenger RNA. RefSeq names its product zwei Ig domain protein zig-8. Lineage: Eukaryota; Metazoa; Arthropoda; Arachnida; Ixodida; Ixodidae. Gene Ontology annotation, cellular component: neuron projection membrane. Gene Ontology annotation, biological process: synapse organization. The record is from RefSeq and is a predicted model, not a curated record.